Lepidothrix coronata (blue-crowned manakin) is the source of this 2292-nucleotide messenger RNA. RefSeq names its product cyclin T1 (gene CCNT1). NCBI's taxonomy places the organism in Eukaryota, Metazoa, Chordata, Aves, Passeriformes, Pipridae. The transcript is spliced from 9 exons. Gene Ontology annotation, cellular component: cyclin/CDK positive transcription elongation factor complex; nucleus. Gene Ontology annotation, biological process: positive regulation of DNA-templated transcription, elongation; regulation of transcription by RNA polymerase II. Gene Ontology annotation, molecular function: cyclin-dependent protein serine/threonine kinase activator activity. The record is from RefSeq and is a predicted model, not a curated record. The coding region runs from base 1 to 2175 and encodes 724 amino acids.
AUGGAGGCCUCGGCGGGCGGCGGCGGCGGCGGUGCCGGGCCCGGGCGCCGCUGGUACUUCAGCCGCGAGCAGCUGGAGCGCAGCCCCUCCCGCCGCGCCGGGCUCGACCCGGACAAGGAGCUCUCGUACCGCCAGCAGGCGGCCAACCUGCUGCAGGACAUGGGGCAGCGCCUCAACGUCUCCCAGCUCACCAUCAACACGGCUAUCGUGUACAUGCACCGCUUCUACAUGGUGCAGUCCUUCACCCAGUUCCACAGGAAUUCCGUGGUGCCGGCGGCGCUUUUCCUCGCAGCCAAGGUGGAGGAGCAGCCCCGGAAGCUGGAGCACGUCAUCAAGGUGGCACAUGCUUGUCUGCACCCCCAGGAGCCUCUGCUGGACACCAAGAGCGAGGCUUACCUGCAACAAGCCCAAGACCUGGUCAUUCUAGAGAGCAUAAUACUGCAGACCCUGGGGUUUGAGAUCACUAUCGACCAUCCCCACACCCACGUGGUGAAGUGCACCCAGCUCGUGCGAGCCAGCAAGGACUUGGCACAAACUUCCUAUUUCAUGGCUACAAACAGCCUGCACCUGACCACCUUCAGCCUGCAGUACACCCCGCCCGUUGUGGCCUGCGUCUGUAUCCACCUGGCCUGUAAGUGGUCCAACUGGGAGAUCCCAGUCUCCACGGACGGGAAGCACUGGUGGGAAUACGUUGAUGGCACUGUAACUCUGGAGCUCUUAGAUGAACUGACCCAUGAAUUCCUGCAGAUCCUUGAGAAAACUCCCAGUCGGCUUAAACGGAUCCGGAACUGGCGGGCCUCUCAGGCAGCCAGAAAGUCCAAGACCGACGACCACGGCGACGACGAGAACCUGUCGGAGCAGACCAUCCUCAACAUGAUCUCCAGGAACAACAGCUCGGACAUGAACAUCGCCGGGCUCAUGAGCAUGUCCACGUCCUCCACGGCCGGCGCGGGGCCGGCGCUGCCGCCCGCGGCCGAUUCCCCCGGCGAGCCGAGCGCCGCCGACCCUUCCCAGGCGGAUCAUUGGCAUCCCCCGGCCAAGCUGGACAUCCACAGGACUAGCGAGAGCUCCUCGGCCGCCGCCGAGCACCCCCAGCAGGACGGUGCCGCCUACCCAAAGCAGGGCACCAAGAACGCGCCGUCGGCCAAGGUGUCCCUCAAGGAGUACCGGGCCAAACACGCCGAGGAGUUGGCGGCGCAGAAGCGGCAGCUGGAGAACAUGGAGGCCAACGUGCGCUCCCAGUACGCCUACGCCGCCCAGAACCUGCUGGUGCAGCAGCAGCGGGAGAGGGAAGGGCAGCAGGACAGCAACCCCUCCCCGAUCAUCCUGAAAAUCCCCAUCGCGGGCUCGGACAACCCCGAGCGCCCGCCCGGCGCCGACAAGGGCGACAAAGCCCUCAAGAUGAGGAUCCAGGCGGCGGGGGCGGGCGGGGAGAGGCCCAUCCCCUCCAAGCAGGAGGAGAUCAAGAUGCGGAUCAAGGUGCCGGGCCCCGGAGACAGGCACGGCUCCGCGGACGAGGGCGGGAAGAGCCGGGAGUACAAGGAGAAGCACAAGGGCCACUCGUCCAACCACCACCACCACCACCACAACCACCACUCGCACAAACACUUGCACGCCCAGCUCGGCGCCGGCCCCAGCACCGCGGCCAAGCGCCCGGGGGACUCCAAGCACGGCGCCCAGCCCGGCGCCGCCGCCCCCCACAAGGGCUACGGGCCCCUCGCCCCCACCCGCAAGAGACCCCUGCCCGAGGAGCCCUCGGCCGCGCCCCACGAGCACCAGCCCAAGGCGGGCAAAGCCUCCAAAGGCCCCGCGGUGCCGUUCCCGUACUCCCACCUCCCCGGGGCUUCCCACCUGCCCGGGCACAGCUCGGAUUUAUCCCAGCCCGGCGGCAAAGCCCAGCGGGGCGCCCACAAAUCGGACAAGGGGCCCUCGGGGGCCAACGGGCACAACGCCAGCCAGGCCAGUGACUAUCAGGACACGGUGAACAUGCUGCACUCGCUGCUGAGCGCGCAGGGCAUGCAGCCCACCCAGCCCCCCGCCUUCGAAUUCCACUCGUACGAGCUCCUGAACCCCCGGGCUUCCAGCGGCUCCCGAGCUGCCGCCAACACGGACAAGCCCCGACCGCCCCCCCUGCCCUCGGAACCGCCCCCCCCGCUGCCCCCCCUCCCCAAGUAAACCCCCCCCUCCCCUUUUUACUACUGAGUCCGGAGCCCGAGCCCGAACCCGCGGGGCUUGAGAAAGGGCUUUUUGAUCUCCACUGCCUCACGAAGAACUUAUUUUAUUAUAAUAUAA